AGGCCGUGCUUAUGCAGAGUCUGAUUGGCUUACUGAUGGUAAGCGCGGACACCCAUGACCGUUGGAAAGCUGGGCUUGCGGAGGGCGGAAGUGCUUGGUUUACAGACGCCUUAGUAAGGGCGGAAGUAGAGGCCUCGGCGGAAGUGGCGUCAGGAAGGGCGGGCAGUGUGGCCGGGGUCUGAGCUGGUCGUGCGUCCCCGCCGGGCUGCUGCCCUCGCUGGGCUGCCGCGAUGGAGCUCAGCGCCGAAUACCUCCGGGAGAAGCUGCAGCGGGACCUGGAGGCAGAGCACGUGGAAGUGGAGGACACGACUCCCAACCGUUGCGCGUCCAGUUUCCGAGUCCUGGUGGUGUCGGCCAAGUUUCAGGGGAAGCCGCUGCUUCAGAGACACCGGCUGGUGAACACGUGCUUAGCAGAAGAACUCCCGCACAUCCAUGCCUUUGAGCAGAAAACCCUAACCCCAGAGCAGUGGGCCCGUGAGCGGCAGAAAUAAGGGACCUGGACCAGCACAGCCAUUAAAUUAUGAAUCAGGGCCA
Molecule: messenger RNA, 534 nt
Organism: Equus caballus (horse)
Lineage: Eukaryota; Metazoa; Chordata; Mammalia; Perissodactyla; Equidae
Source: RefSeq, a predicted model, not a curated record